Messenger RNA from Blepharisma stoltei, 3056 nucleotides. The record is from the annotation of a GenBank genome assembly. Lineage: Eukaryota; Ciliophora; Heterotrichea; Heterotrichida; Blepharismidae.
AUGAGUGACUGUAGUGAUCCUCUCUCUUAUGAUUAUCAGAUUAAAUACACGCUUGAAGGGAAUGAAAAAAUACUAACUCUCCAUGAACGAACAAAAAAUUUUGAAAGGGAAUUAAUAACUAUUAUUUUUAAAAAAUCCAAAUAAGAAAGCAAAAAUUUUUAAAUUUAUGUUUUAAAAGAAAGCUGUUCAAAAUUAAACAGAAUUAGCUAGAGAUUUCAUUAUAUAAUAAUUAUCAUUUAUAUAUAUAAAUUUUUUUUUCAUAAAAAUUUUUUGUUUGCUCACAGAGGAUCAAAAAUAAGGGGGAUUUUUUCAAUGGUUUUUGCUCACUCAAGGAGGGGUUAAGAGCUUCUCUUAAAUCUGAAGACUUUUCUUGUGAAAUUAAUUCAGAAGCCCAUUGAAUUUCAAUUAGCAAGCUGCCAGAAAAUACUUCUCUAUCAACAUGUUUAAAUAUCGGCACUCAGCACAUCCAUGCAAUUUUAUUAUCAGGAAGUUCAUUGAUGCCUUCUCGCAGAAAGCUUUACUUGAAGGUAAGAAAAGGAAGCGAUUUUAGACUUCCUUACAAGAUGAUCAAGGAACUUAAUAUAAAAAACAAAGAUGUGUGCGUGAGAGAAGAGAGCCUCAACUUCGAGACAGCUCAAGAAGUUUAUAUCGAGCGAUGCUCGUCAAACUUAACGACUGAAGAAAUCAUUGAAUUCCCUGAUAUAAUUGAAGCAAAUAUGGAUAUCCCUAUCUUAAUUGAAAGAUCCACCCAUUGUUUGUACGGAGGGCUUUUUACUAAAACCCAAACAUGGAAAAUUGCAUCUGUCAACAAAUCGACUGAAAAUAAACCUUAUUUGUUCGAUAAGCAUAGGACGAAAAUUUCAUUUGCUAAUUCCAAGAAAAGAGUUGGAAUAUCAUGCAUACAUUAAGUUAUUAUAGAGAAGCCCUCGGCCAGCCGAUUAAUGGCUUUUCACAUCCCUUGCUACGCACCGCUCCCUUGCUUGACAGUCUGAUUACACAGCCUAAGGUGUUUUUCCCUCCGAGCAAGGGCUUGCACUUGCUACUCGGAGGUAAAGUCGCUGGGCCACCGUUCCUUACGUCGAUGAGGUUGCCUAUUCCGAAAAUUCAAAAAGUGAAUUUUCUGGUCAGGUUAUCGGCCCAGAUGAAAUUUGUAGCCCAGGAUGCAACUCCCGGUAUCAUGCUGGGAAAAUACCCGAUUGGCCAAGCGAAUGCCCUUGGCCUUGCUGGACGAUCCUUUUCCAAUUUUCAAGUUCCAUCCUCCUUGGGGGUAAAACUUGAGCCUGCGGUCGGUCAGCCCGACAUUGCGCUCCACCAAACCAAGUAAAACUGGCUUGAUGCACAAACCGAACGCUGCUCUCCCUUCCACAAGGUCCCCAGAUUCCCGUCUGGCUACAGAUGUUAACAGGGCAGGUUGAUUCGCCACGCCAUUUUUUAUGUAUAUGAGCUGAAAUAUAUCAAAUGCUUAUAAAUGCUUCACAAAAAACUCAGCAAUUUUCUCCAAAUGCGAAUCGCUGAAAAACCCUGUGAGAUUUAUUGAAAAUUUCUGCAAAAACUAUGAAAAUGUGCCAAUAGGGAUUCGAAUUAUAGGAACAAGAGGGUGUGGAAAAAGAGCUAUAGUUUCAAAAGCAGCUAAAAAGCUUGGUUUCAAUUUAUUAGAAGUUUCACUUUUUGACAUAGCUAGUCUUCCUGGGAUUUCGCAAACUUUUGAAGACGCAAAAGCUUUGACUCCAUGCAUUUUGCACAUCCGCCAGUUUUCUGAUGCCUUGAACCUCAUGACUUAUGGACAAAAAGAAAUUUCAAACAAAAUUGCUGACCUAUUUGAUAGCUUUUCUAGAGAAAUAACAGAUUUUCCAUUGAUUAUCAUUAUAUCUUCAAGUAAUAUUCAAACUUUUCCUGGAUUUCUUAAUUCUUAUGCAGCUCUAGAAAUCCAUCCUCCAAACGAGCAAGAUCGCAUUGAAAUUCUGGCUUCAUUGGCAAGCCAUUUUAACCUUGACCUCGAUAUCACAUAUAUUGCAAAGUAAAACCUAAAUAGACAAACAUCUGGAAAAACGAUUGAAGAAAUCAUCAUGAUUAUAACAGAUAUUGCUGCAAGAAAUUUACCUUUUGAUCAGGUCCUUUCAUCGUUAAAAAUCACAAGCUCUUCUAUCCCAAAUGUUAAAUGAGAAGAUAUAGGUGGCCUUGCCCAUGCUAAAAAAGAUAUCAUUGAUACAAUUCAAUUGCCCUUGAUUCAUCCAGAACUUUUUGCCUCAGGAAUUAAAGCAAGAUCAGGACUUCUGCUGUAUGGGCCCCCUGGGACUGGAAAAACACUCCUUGCCAAAGCUGUAGCGACUGAAUGCUCUUUGAACUUUAUGGCAGUCAAAGGGCCAGAACUGCUCAAUAUGUAUGUUGGAGAGUCAGAAAGAAACAUCAGGGAACUCUUUCAGCAAGCGAGAAAUGCGCAGCCUUGUGUUUUGUUUUUUGAUGAAUUAGACUCGUUGGCUCCGAAAAGAGGAUCUGGAGGGGACUCUGGAGGAGUCAUGGAUAGAAUUGUAUCAUCCUUGCUGACAGAAAUAGACGGCUUACAGAAGUCAAAUUCUUUAUUUGUUAUUGCUGCUACAAAUAGACCUGAUUUAUUGGAUGAUGCACUGCUAAGAGGAGGAAGAUUGGAUAAGUUGAUAUAUUUAGGAGUUUGCGAAGACAAAGAAUCCCAAAUUAAGAUUUUAGAAGCCAUCACAAGGAAGUUUGACUUGCAGGACUGCUCUUUGGAAGCUGUAGCUGAGAGAUGCUCAUUUACGUUUACUGGCGCAGACUUCUAUGCUCUUUGCAGCUCAGCUUUAAGCAAAGCCUAUCGAGAAAAAGCAGCCGAGCUUGAAAGAGAGCUUGAAGACUGGAACGAGCAGCAUUACUACGAAGAGCCGAUGGAUCUCAAUAGUUUCCUACUAAUGAAAAAGGAUGAUCUUAAGGUUACAGUGCGUUUUCGUCACUUUGAAGAGGUUCUGGAUGGAUUUACCCCUUCACUUACAGCGGAAGAAAUCGGACGAUAUAAAAGCAUUCAAACAAACUUGACUAAAAAAUAA